GAGUUCCUCGUAAUGCCAAUAAGAAGGAGAUCUCGAAGGCAUACCGGAAACUGGCGAUGCAAUGGCACCCGGACUUAUUCCAGGGCGACGAGAAAAAGGCCGCCGAAAAGAAGUUCAUUGAUAUUGCGGCCGCCAAAGAGGUGCUGACGGAUCCCGAAAAGAGACAAAAGUUCGACAACGGAGAGGACCCGCUCGACGCCGAGGCUCAGUCUCAUGGAGGUUACACCUUGAUUAUUAAAUAUCUGAAUCAAUUUGGAUAUAUGGAUAAAAUGCCCAAAAAUAUGAGUAUGACUUCGCCUCAAAUGAAAUCAGUUGUAACGGAUUUCCAGAGAUUUAUGGGAAUCGAAGAAACGGGAACUUUGGAUAAGAAGACGAUGGAUAUGAUGAAUGAGCCCCGAUGUGGGGUCGCAGACAACCUUUCCCUCCGGACUAACCGUCACUAUAAUAUGAACUCAAAUAGACGUCACCGUAGGUAUACAUUACAGGGAAGUGUUUGGCCCAAAAAGAACCUCACGUGGAAAGUGACUCAAUAUUCAACAAGAGAUCAACUUCGGGGAAAGGAUCGGGAGGUCGACAGACUCAUGGAAUAUGCAUUACAUGAGUGGAGUAAGAAUAGUGGACUCACUUUUGUUCACGAAAAGGGGGAUAAAAAGGCUAUGAUUGAGAUCGGGUUUAAAGUGAAGGACCACAGGGAUGGCAAUCCAUUUGAUGGUCCGGGAAAGACAUUAGCGCAUGCAUUCUUCCCACAGUUCGGUGGAACCACUCAUUUCGAUGAUCACGAGCAGUGGACUAUUAGUGGCAGACCUGGUGUCGACCUCUUAAGUGUUGCCGUCCACGAGUUUGGUCACGCAUUAGGUUUGGGUCAUUCGGAUAAUAAAGACUCUCUGAUGUAUCCGACAUAUGCCGGCAAACGGACUCAACUGAAAAAGGAUGACAUCAAUGGCAUUGAAAUGCUUUACGGAAAGAGACAACAAAAAGACACCACAUUUUUGGACACAAAUGAAAGACAGAAACCAAAUGUCAAGUCUGUGGCACCAGAUCUGUGCUCUGACUUCAGAAUAGAUGCCGCGGAUUGUAAUGCUUUGGAUGAGUGCUUCUUCUUCAGGGAUGACUAUAUCUGGAGAAUUAGUGACGACACCGGAAUAUAUCCGGGUUAUCCUAAAAUGAUUUCAGAUAUAUUUCCCGGGAUCAAAGGUAAAGUGGAUUCAGUGGUGACCGACCAGAACAGCGGUCGCACCUAUAUCUUCAAGAAAAACAAAGUUUGGGUUUUUAAUGAACCGAUGAAGAAGGCGGUCAGAGUUGACGAUACCAUUGAGAACUUGAUUCGUGGUUUAGAGACCCCUUAUUUAGAUGCGGCCACUCGUUGGGGAUUCAAUGGAAAGAUAUACUUCUUUAGAGGCGACGAGUAUUGGAGGUAUGAACCGGAAAGAGUGAGUUACCCCAUAAACAGACGGUACCCCAAAUCGAUACAAUCGUGGAAAGGUCUGCCCGACAAAGUGGACGCCGCUAUGUUUUGGCCAAAAACUGGCAAAACUUAUUUCUUUAAAGGAUCGCAAUACUAUAGAUUUAAUGAUAUUUCAAGUUCUGUUGAUCGGGCAAAUCCUCCCUUCCCUAGAGAUGUUACUAAGUGGUGGUUGAAGUGCAAGACUGCAAGACUUGAAGAUUCCAAUGAUAUCAACGAAAUUCCGGAGUGUGACCACAAAAACUGCAACAAUUACAACGAAUCUAACGAUCCGAAUGCAAAGAGUUUCUUUAGAAGUGUUUCAAAUUCAUUCGCCAAAUCUGUCAACAAAUUUCUCAAUUUAUUCAAACAUUAAAAAUUAACACCAA
Oppiella nova is the source of this 1830-nucleotide messenger RNA. Lineage: Eukaryota; Metazoa; Arthropoda; Arachnida; Sarcoptiformes; Oppiidae. The record is from the annotation of a GenBank genome assembly.